This is a messenger RNA of Soboliphyme baturini, 915 nucleotides long. Lineage: Eukaryota; Metazoa; Nematoda; Enoplea; Dioctophymatida; Soboliphymatidae. The record is from the annotation of a GenBank genome assembly.
AUGUCCGUAAAUUAUGCUGCGAAUCUUUCCCCUUAUGACAACAAAGGAAAAUGCGGUGCUCCCGAGACACUUUCCACUGCUUUCAGGGGUCCAAACGGCGUGUGGACACUUGAGAAGAAAGGUCAAAACCCUAACGUUAACGUGCGAUUUGAAGACGCUAUCCCUACUUUCACCCAUUUAGCACUGGUCGCCUUGGAGAAAGCUGGCUAUGUCAAGUUCCUUGUGACGCAGAACGUCGAUGGCCUUCACCUUCGCAGCGGCUACCCUCGCGAUCGUAUGUCGGAGCUUCACGGAAAUGUAUUUGUCGAACACUGUCCUGUCUGUAAAGUGAACCAUAUUCGGCUGAAAACGGUUCCCACCAUCGGUCGGAAAUUUACUGGAAAUAUAUGUGAAUGGAAGAAACGUUCAGGUCACAUAUGCCGCGGAAAGUUGCGUGAUACCGUGCUAGACUGGGAAGAUUCUUUGCCAACAUUUGACCUCACGCUGGCAGAAUACCAUUCCAAAUUAGCUGAUCUUAGUGUCUGUCUUGGUUCUACGUUGCAGAUCGUACCGGCUGGCAAUCUUCCAACGUUGGCUGGCAAGACCGGAGGAAAGUUGGCUAUUGUUAAUCUUCAAGCUACAAAGCAGGACAACAAAGCGGAUCUGAUCAUCCACGCCAGGGUGGACGCCGUUAUGCAGGUGAUUAUGAAAAGUUUUGGUAUCGAAGUAGCCGACGGGAAGACCGCCGAUAUGGUGUUGAGGUCAUCGAACGGGUCACCUGAAAUGCCACCUGGUUUGAUGCCCGCUGUUUACAGUUCUUUCACUAGCAGAGGAACUGAUAGACAGAUGCCAUGGAAGAGGGCGGACAACGUUACGCGCCAUGAAUUGCUUGUGAUUCAAGACGAGCCAUUGCCCAAGCUACUUAAAACCGAUUAA